AUGGGGAAGGAGUUCGGGAGCAUGGAGGAGUUCUGGGGGUUCUACCUGGGCCAGCACUCGAAGCCGGCGACGCGGCGCUGGCACUUCGCCGGCACGCUCGCCUCGCUGGUGUGCGCGCUGCUGGCGGCCGCCACCGGCCGCGCCGCGCUCCUGGUGGCCUGCCCUGUGCUCGGCUACGGCAUGGCCUGGUACAGCCACUUCUUCGUGGAGGGCAACCGGCCGGCCACCUUCGGUCACCCCGUCUGGUCCUUCCUCUGCGACUACCGCAUGUUCGCCCUCAUCCUCACCGGCCGCAUCGACGCCGAGCUCGCCCGCCUCCGCGUCCACCCGCGCCUCGCCUCCGACUGA
Molecule: messenger RNA, 348 nt
Organism: Triticum turgidum subsp. durum (durum wheat)
Lineage: Eukaryota; Viridiplantae; Streptophyta; Magnoliopsida; Poales; Poaceae
Source: the annotation of a GenBank genome assembly